AAAAUAAAAUAAAAUAAAACACCUCAUAGGAAAAAAAAAUUCAUUAAAAAAAUUGCCACUCUUUUGCUCACCCACACGGUCGGUCGUAUUUUCACAAUUGCGACGAAUUUUAAAAUAAGAGAAAUUACAUUUUCGCUGGGGAUAUAUAUUUCUUCGAAGAUUUUUUCCCUCUUUCAUUUUUUUUUUUUACAAAAUUACCGCUAAGUAAGUGUACAUAAUCAAUCGUAUCACAUCAGCAUAUCUACCUUAACUCAAAGAAGGGAAAAAAAACGGCAACAUGGCGAAGUCAAAGAACCACACGAAUCAUAACCAAAAUAGAAAGGCACACAAAAAUGGAAUUAAAAAACCGAAGAAGCACAAGUUUAUGUCUCGCAAGGGGUUGGACCCCAAAUUUUUUAAAAACCAAAGAUACUGCUUAAAGGGAAUCUUAAAAAAGAAGAAGGAAUUGAAAUUGAAACAGAAACAAGAAAAGAAGAACUAAGCUAGGGAAACUUAGGAUAAUAAAAUUUCAGAUUUCUCCCCGAAAUUUUGUUUCCCCUUUUAAAUUUUUACCUUUUCAAAAUUGUGUACCGUUGUGUACAUGUUUUUUUUUUUUUUUUUUCACACCCCGCCUUUUCGAACAGCUACAUGAAAUGGUAUAUAUGUACAUGCAUAAAUUUGCGCCCUGUGUGCAUAUGUGUUUAAGCAUAUUGCAUCGG
Messenger RNA from Plasmodium cynomolgi strain B, 698 nucleotides. Its product is annotated as ribosomal protein L29. Gene Ontology annotation, cellular component: ribosome; cytosolic large ribosomal subunit. The coding region runs from base 278 to 481 and encodes 67 amino acids. The transcript is spliced from 3 exons. Gene Ontology annotation, biological process: cytoplasmic translation. The record is from RefSeq and is a predicted model, not a curated record. Gene Ontology annotation, molecular function: structural constituent of ribosome. NCBI's taxonomy places the organism in Eukaryota, Apicomplexa, Aconoidasida, Haemosporida, Plasmodiidae.